Molecule: messenger RNA, 2538 nt
Organism: Chara braunii
Lineage: Eukaryota; Viridiplantae; Streptophyta; Charophyceae; Charales; Characeae
Source: the annotation of a GenBank genome assembly
CUCUUUACGCAUUUGUUUACCAUGCUUUCAUUUCUAGUUCCUUUUCGGUAGUGAGUCAUAGCGCCAUUCCCAGGCAGCCAUAGCCGCAUUCUCGACGCUGUGGGCGGGAGACCAGGUCAAGCAAAAUGGGGCGCCGUCCUGCACGAUGCUAUCGCCAGAUCAAGAACAAGCCAUAUCCCAAGUCUCGCUACUGCCGUGGUGUGCCGGAUCCGAAGAUUCGUAUCUUCGAUGUUGGCAUGAAGAAGAAGGGCGUCGAUGAGUUUCCCUACUGUGUGCACUUGGUCAGCUGGGAGAAAGAAAAUGUGUCGAGCGAGGCCCUCGAAGCUGCGCGUAUCGCUUGUAACAAGUACAUGGCGAAGUUCGCUGGCAAGGACGCCUUCCAUCUGCGCGUGCGUGUCCAUCCUUUCCAUGUGCUGAGAAUCAACAAGAUGCUUUCGUGCGCCGGGGCUGAUAGGCUCCAGACCGGAAUGCGUGGCGCUUUUGGAAAACCCCAGGGUACUUGUGCCCGUGUGGCUAUCGGCCAGGUUCUCCUGUCUGUGCGUUGUAAGGAUAACAACGGUGUGCAUGCACAGGAAGCUCUUCGACGUGCCAAAUUCAAGUUUCCCGGACGCCAGAGAAUCAUCGUGAGCAAGAAGUGGGGUUUUACAAACAUCACCAGGGAGAACUACUUGAAAUGGAAGGAGGAGAAGAGAAUCAAGAACGACGGAGUGAACGCCAAGGUCCUGACCAACCACGGUUGCCUGCACAAGCGACAUCCGAAUGAGCUUUUCAUCGACGCCGCUGUCCCUUCGAACUAAAUUUCGAUGUGUAGUUCGGCUGGAACGAUUGGAGGCUUUAUGUUUGUGCAUUUUAAGUAGAUCGUGAGGACGGUUGCUACUGAAUGUAAAAUUUUUGCUCGAUAGUGGUCUAUUGGAGCCUAAAUUCAUCUGGGUGCGGACUUGGGCGUUUUCUCAAAUGUGGGUGAAUACCGAGUAUGCCUGGUGAGCUUGAGGUCGAGUUUUCUGGAUUUGUGAUCAUGUACCGAGUCUGGUUCGACUGAGCUUCCAUCAUUGAACUCACUGAAUGUGAACUCUGAACUGUGGCAGAGGAUCACUUAGUCAGAUGGGGAUUGUGUGGAAAUGUGGAGUGGAGGAUGUGCAGUUGAGAAUUGUGAGGGAAUCCAGAACCCAGAAAGGUAACAGGGAACACGAUGGGUUUGUAUGUUUGUGUGCAUGAAAUAUCUGAGUUUACUGUUUUGUUUUCGUCGCUUGAUGUUUGUGUUCCUGUGCAUCUCCGUCUUGUCUCUGGGCUCCUCUCUUCUUAUCCCAUGAAAUAAACACACGCAUGUGCACACGCAGAGUAGUGAGAGACACGGCUUGCAGGGUUGGUGUGAGUGAAGUCGACCACUUGUCUCAGUGCUAUCGCUAGGUCUGGGCGACGUGGCGAGUCCUUGUUCAUGAGGGAGCCGGUGGAAGUUUGACGAAACAGUCUGGCACAGUCAUGCUCUUGCUGUGGAGUCGUGUAGGGCAAACAUGAGAGAGGAAGGAAAAUAGAGACAGUGAGAGUCAUGUGCCAGCAAACAAUUCUAAACACGGCAAACAGAAAUACCGAUAAAGGAAACGCGAGAUACAUGGGGAGAAAGAGAGCGAAGCCGGUCGGCAGUGUGAUUGUUGCCCACCUCUUGUUGCGAAGUAUCAGAUACUGAAAUUCCUUUCUAAAAAGCCACGUGACCUCAUGAAUGGGAAGAACGAUCGGAGGAACUGCACAUGUGAGCAGCAGAUGUAAACCGGCAAUGGAUGAAGGUGGCGGAGGAAGGAAAAGCAAAGCAUUAGAAGUGUCGUGUUAUGAGAAUACGUGCGUUGGGAAGCGGAGCGGCCAGAUAGAGCGAUGCCCGCCGGAUCAGUGUCUGCAAUCGUCCAUACUGCACAUCACCUGGAACAAAGUGCCCCGCAAGAAGAAAAAGAACUGAAAGGUGUGAAAGCAUUGGAUAGUUAGCUAGGCUUCAGGUCCUCCAGCGCUUGCAGGGAAGAAAAAAUGGCAUUCACCCAUUGCAGCGAGGCUAGGAGGUAUGACGAAGCUCCUUUGCAUACCAUACUCUACUGUCGGCACAGAACAUGAACAAAAGGGGCAAGCUAAUGAUCCUGGCAUUGUCCAACAUAAAUAAAAAGGGCAAGCUAAUAGUCCUCCCAUGGUCCUAUCUUCGCGAUCGAGUGUUCCUAGUAGGACGACGUGCAUUAAACGUCGUUGCCGUAAUGUGAGUGUUCCCCUCUCGUACGCACACUAGGAAACCCUCAUUUUGUGUUGGUCUUUUGUAUUACAAAUGGCUUAAUUCUUUGCCAUUGUGGACCAUGGGGUUUGUCGUUGAUGAAAAAACGGUAAUGUGAGUGGCCACGAGGUUUUUUCGGUGUUUUUUUGGGGUUUUGGCGUAGUUCGCGCAGUGAUGUCGCUGUAGCACUGCGAGGUCAUAUGACUCGGCAGGGGGAGGUUCACAGCACACUUGGUGUAGAGUAGAGAUCGGGGGCCUCGCUCCACGACUUUCUAAAUGUGCAAAACGAGAGU